Molecule: messenger RNA, 2202 nt
Organism: Penicillium brevicompactum
Lineage: Eukaryota; Fungi; Ascomycota; Eurotiomycetes; Eurotiales; Aspergillaceae
Exons: 2
Coding region: 1-2202 (733 amino acids)
Biological process (GO): nuclear-transcribed mRNA catabolic process, nonsense-mediated decay
Cellular component (GO): telomerase holoenzyme complex
Molecular function (GO): protein binding; telomeric repeat DNA binding; telomerase RNA binding
Source: RefSeq, a predicted model, not a curated record
AUGAAGAGACUACUAUCAGAAGAGCUGAUCUCAGAGUCCGUGGGCGCGCGCUGUUAUUCCGCGGGCCCGCCAACUAAUCGUCCACUCUCAACGGGCGUUCUGGCAGAUGAGUGCACGCUAGAAUCAAUCAGUAGCCCCGGCAUGCGGGCAGUGAGAAGCUCCAGUCGCGGCAGCGUAACUCAUGUCGGCAAGCGCCGCAGGGAUAGCUUCCGGGUCUCCCGGGAACCUCGACGGUCAGCCACAGGUCAGCAGUUAAGGACUAGUGUGCCUCAGUACAUUGCUGAAGGAACAUCAGAGAGAAAGGCGGUUACCAAUGCCAAGCGAACAAAUGAAGAGCCGCGAAACAUCACGACACGUCCGGACUUUCCAAGAUCGAUAUCAAGUCCGGUUGCUGGGUACAGCAAUGCGGCUUUGGAUAGCCAAGGAGGUAGUCAAUGCCUUAUGAAUCAGAAUGAAGCUCAUAGCAUGCAGCCUCAAUGUUUUAACACGAUCAAAGGCGAGCUAACAGAGAAUGUGGAUGUGGUUAUGGAGGACCAAGAGGCAGGACCAGAACCAGGACCGGGGCCAGAACCGGAGCAAGAAACUCUGAAACCAACGCCUGAUGAGAUGUUCAGACAGCUUAAGACCCUUCCAAUCACCGAAGAGCAAUUGGUCAAUGAAGUGCGUGGGAUCUACACGGGCCUAGUGAUGGUGGAGAAAAAAUGCAUCGAGAUCGAUAAGCAACAGGCGGAAUCCAAACUAGAGCUAUCACCAUCCCAGUGGCAGAGCCUUGUCGCAGUCCACAGAACGCUUCUCUACGAACAUCAUGACUUCUUCCUCGCAUCCCAGCAUCCCUCCUCCGGUUCAAUUCUACGACCUCUGGCAGACAAGUAUUCAAUGCCAGCGCGUAUGUGGAAAUACGCCAUCCACUCAUUCCUGGAGCUACUGCGCCAAAAACUCCCCGGUUCGAUGGAGUACAUGCUCGAUUUCAUCUACCUCUCCUACUCAAUGAUGACACUGCUUCUGGAAAGCGUGUCCCAUUUCAAAGAAACGUGGAUUGAAUGCCUGGGCGAUUUGGCGCGAUAUCGAAUGGCCGUAGAAGAAUUUGACUACAAAGACCGUGAUCUCUGGGCUGGAAUCUCUAGAUACUGGUAUAACCAAGACGCAGCCAAUAUCCCGGAGAACGGACGCAUCCAGCACCAUCUGGCAGUCUUGUCGCGUCCGGAUCGUCUGCAGCAGUUCUUUCACUACACGAAAGCAUUGACUUGCGUUCGCCCUUUUGCAAGUGCCCGAGAGAGCAUUGCAAACUUAGUGACUCCGACUUUGGAUAUUCCGCCUGCAAGGCUGAAUUUGAUCACUUCGUUUGUGGCUGCUCAUGGCGCGAACUUUCAGCAGAGCUCGACGGCGGAAUUUAUCUCCCGCGCAAAAUUAUUUCUCUCGAAACUGCGGAAAGAAGUCAAGAUGCUGGGUCGGCAGGGACAGCAAGGUGUUUAUAUGACUUCUUGCAAUAUUGCAGCGAUAUUUCAAUUUGGGGACAAGAACGGGAUUAUGGAAAAGGAAUUCAUUUGGAAGAGACCCAUUCCUACAGCAGAAGGGCGUAUGUUGUCGAUGCAGGGGACAUUUGGCGCAAAUCCGGUCACCCGUCCUACAUACUCUGAUCUAUCAUCUCAACUGGUGUUCCGAGCGAGUUCGCUCGCAUUUCACACUUUGAUAGUCAUGCUCGAUCAAAUCGGUGACCAGAACAUGUAUCCGAAUGUACAUAUCUCCAUGGCGUUCGUGUGGUGUCUUACCCUCAACCCGGCGGCUAUUCAACGGCUAGAGCCAUUGGUUCCUUGGGCAAGAUUGACAACGUACCUCAACAGUCUGUUCGGGUCUGAUACUGCCGUCUCCAAGAUUGAGGCGGAGGAAUUUCCAGUUUCCGACGAUACAUCCGUCAAGCAGCUACCGGAGGACUUUUUGAUGAGAGGCCAGGCUUGGAGUCGACUUUACCACCCAGAGAAUUUCUUCGAGGGAGCACCCUCAGAGGACGACAGACCAUCAAUUGAGCAGCCUUCAACGCUGAUUCCCAGAAUACAACGGUGCCUUUGGCUCGGAGUUAGAAUUGCAACUUUCACACGCUGGAUGACGUAUGACCAGACCCGAGGAUUCGCGCCAACGCAAUUAGCACACGAAUAUGCUCCGAUUGCAGAAUCCAUCGACUCUCUCGGCAGUAAUACUGACUGA